CGGCCGUGGGCACCGCGGUUGCGGAAAACGAGCAUGUGCAGGAGGAGAUGGAGGACCUCGGCCUCACGGACCACGAUCAGGAGCUGGAGGACCUGAAGGAAGUUGCCAAUGGCUUCAGCAGUUGGGACAGCACGAAGGAGAUGCUGGGGGACCCAAACUCGAAAAACGCGCAGCUGGCCAUGGGCCUGGCCGCCGGCGGGCCGGCGCUGUCGAGUUCGAUGGUGAACGGCGCGCAGGACAAGUACGGAAAAUUUUUUGCGCAGUUCGAGGACGCGGUGCCGACGGAGGUGGAGGAUCUGAAGCCGCCGAUGCUGCGGUCGAAUCCGUUGGAGCAGUUCCACGAGCUCAAGCAGGUGGGCGGCGACUUGAUUGUCGGGCCGGCACUGAAAUUACAGAAGAUGGUCACGGAGUGGAACCGGAAUUUUGAAAAAUUCCAAAGAAACCCGACCAGGGAGAUGGUAGGCUGGAGAACUUGUUGGUGGAGUUUGGUGGAGCACAGACUUCUUCUCGCGGGCUGUGGCUUGAUUUGCAUAGUUGUACAUAAUUCGGUUUUCGUUUUCAUCAUUUCUUUGCAGACGUACAGGUAGUUCUAGUUGCUACGCGAAUGCAUAGGCUUACGCAACGGCAACAAUGCAUAGGCUUGUUAGGCCUGCGCCAAUUCUUCUGUGCGACAUGCUUGGCGCACGGUUCUUGAUAUGUGUCACGCACAACCGAGCAGUCGCUGUGCCCUUUCUCGAACUCCUCCAUUUCGCCAGCAUACCUCGGCCUCGCCCUGUACCGAAUGAAGAAGAAGCUCGACCAUGUCGGCGGCGAGUUGCUGGACACCGGAAAAACCGCGGCCAAACUUUUCAAGCAGACCGCGAAGGAGGGGACGCGGGCCCUGGUGCGCAACGCCAAGGGGCUCCUGCAGAACGAGCCGCCGGUCGAACCGGGCAACUUGAUUCCGAAGGAAGUGACGGAAAACGCGUUAGGUGCCUACAACGCGGCCGCUGCGGCGUUGAAGGUGGAGAGUCUGCCGACGCUGUUCAAAAUGUACAGUGCGGGGGACCUGAUGGCGGGGAACAUUUACCUCUCCAUGAUGGCGACGAAAACGCGACAGCUGCGGCGGGAGGUGGCUGACUGGGCUCGGGAAAACGCGGACCGCACCGAGAUGGAGGAUGCGAUCCUGCACAAGCGCCGACCGCUGUACGACCCGAACUCGAAGACGGAACGGAAGUGGCGCAAGUUGUACGGGAACAACGCAAACAAGUUGUUCAGCAAGGACUUACACUCCGACUUCGACACCCGCGACGGCCAAAAGUACUUCCAGUACCGGGGCCGCGGCACCACGCCGCUGUAUUUGGAGCAGAAUCUCGUCGAGUACACGAACGUGACGGACCCCAAGUUCCAGGCCAAAGCGUUCACGGACUGCGGCAAGACAUUAAAGAGCGGUGUUUUUUCCACCACGUACCUGCACCCGUUCCUCGUAUUCAAAAGGCCCGUACAACAGGUGCACGUCCGGCUGCGGAACCACUACCACCCGGAGCAGAUCCUGUACGACGCGGAUUUUCAGCUGAAGGAACCCUCGAAAUACCUGUCCGAAACCAUGCCGCCCAUCCGCGGGUGGUUUCACCCGCAUCUGAACCUCUUUCGCUCCGAGGACAACCCGCCCUACACGGGCCACAGCGCGCUCCCGGGCGUGGUGAAAAAUCGGGUCACGGGGGCGACGGACCGCGAGAAGUAUGGCCUCCUGCGGUGGCCGAAGCUCUGCGGCUACAGCAGCGAGGAGGAGUACAAGCAAUUGCUGA
Molecule: messenger RNA, 1787 nt
Organism: Amoebophrya sp. A120
Lineage: Eukaryota; Dinophyceae; Syndiniales; Amoebophryaceae
Source: the annotation of a GenBank genome assembly